Molecule: messenger RNA, 1013 nt
Organism: Portunus trituberculatus (swimming crab)
Lineage: Eukaryota; Metazoa; Arthropoda; Malacostraca; Decapoda; Portunidae
Product: apolipoprotein D-like
Exons: 5
Coding region: 63-779 (238 amino acids)
Molecular function (GO): pigment binding
Source: RefSeq, a predicted model, not a curated record
AGUCCCUUCGUGGUCCUUCUCACUGCUGCUUUCAGGGUUCCCUCAGAGCAACAGCGGUCAUCAUGCAGGCAGUGGGCAGAAGUGUAGCAGUGGCAGUGGUGAUGGUGGGAGUGCUCGCCGCAACCACCACCGCCCACGUAAUGGGUCUGGGAACCUGCAGGAAAUUUGACGGGAUGAAAGACUUCGACCCUGCUCGAUUCAGCGGGACCUGGUACGUCAUGAACAAGCUCGGGACGCGGAGUGAUUGCCUCUCUGUGACCUACAACCUAACGGAGGACGGCCAGGGGUUCAGGGUGCAGGAGGUGCGGCGGCCGCCCUAUAGUGACAUCAGCCCUCUCAACUUGGUGGUCACUAACGUUGGCUCGCUGAGGACCAGUGGUGCUGCUUCUGAGUUUACUGCCACGUGGGAAAACAGCUUCCUGCCCGACAUGCAGAGUGACUACAGAGUGAUGGACACUGACUAUGACACAUACGCCAUUGACUACGAAUGUCACCAGGUGGCGUUCAUCAGGCGACAGUCGGCCACCAUCCUCAGCAGGCAGAAGGAGCUGGACCCUGAAGAGAUUGAGAAGCUCAAGGACACACUGAUAACAAAGUUUGACGUUCCGGGGGAGCGUCUGAACAAGAUCGACCAAAGCACUUGCAUCGACACUGACGCAAAUGAUUUCAAUGUGGUCAUUGAUGAACAAGGAUUGUCCAACGCUUACCAGGAAAUGAGUAGACUGUCAAAGCUUCCUCAAAAUGAGGCAGUAAAGGAAAUUGCUAAGAUAGGAGAGUAGAAAUCAUCUCCCAUUUUUUCCUAGAUUGCUUAGGUAAAACUGCUCAUCAAACAUUGGUCUUGUAAGCAAAUGGUAUGUUAUGAACUCGGUUUAAGUAUAAUUGUAAGUGUGUUUCGCUACGCUCCAUCUGAAGAACACACAACACAGUUUUUGUUUAGUAAUGGAACAUCUCUGGUUAAGGUUUACCUUGUUAAAUUUGCUCCGUUGUGAUUUGAAUAAAAUUCGGAUUUAUUA